Messenger RNA from Microthlaspi erraticum, 1860 nucleotides. The record is from the annotation of a GenBank genome assembly. NCBI's taxonomy places the organism in Eukaryota, Viridiplantae, Streptophyta, Magnoliopsida, Brassicales, Brassicaceae.
AUGGGAUGCUCCUGCUCCAAGCUCGACAGUUUACCGGCCGUCUCUCUAUGCCGUGACCGCUGCAACUCACUUGAGGAGACACUCCGCCGUAGCUACGCACUAGCCGACGCUCACUCCGCUUAUCUUCUCUCAUUAAACACCGUCGGUCAAUCUCUUCAUAUAUUCUUCGAUCAAGCCGUCGAGUCUCCGCCGGAUGUUGACACCGAAGUCGAAAAAUCGCCGGAUACAUCUUCCCCGGAAUCAUCUUCCUCACCUCGCUCCGUCAGCAGCUCCGAUUCCGAUUUGCCUCCCAAAUUCGACUCGGAUUGUGAGGAAGAUGGAGACGCUAGUAAGAGUUGCGAUCUCUUAAGAUGUCCAACACUCGAAGACCUAAACCCCAAGGAGCCUCCGGAAUCGGUUUUCUACUCCCGAGUUUACGAAUCCGGUGCUGGAUCUCCGCCGCCGCCGCCGCCUCCGACUACUUACGCUUGGGAUUUUAUCAAUUUCUUCGAGAGUUAUGAGAUUCCGUACACUGCAAAUGCUAACGAUUUGAAGGAUAUAGCCGAAGAAGAUAAAGCGACGAAGGAGACUCAGAAGAAGAAGGUUCCUAUUUGCCAAAUAAAGGAGAAAGUUAAAGGUGAACAAGAGAGAAAACAUCUGAAAAUCUCAGACAAGAAGAAAAAUGAAACGGAGAAAAAUCGGAAGAAGAGUGCUCCGAGAGAAUCUAAGGAUCAAAAGGUUUCACUGGAUUUAUCAGAAGUGACAAAGCAAUUGCAGGAAAUGUUCAAGAAAGCUUCAGAAGCAGGGAACGAUGUCUCGAAGAUGUUCGACAGUUCGAGAUUUAGAUAUUACCAGAAAAGCUCUGUUUAUCAAGCUUCUUCAAACAAUCUCUACGCAAAGAAGAUGACUCCUUUGGAUCCCAAACCAGUGGAAGAUUUCGGAAAUAAUUUCAGUAAUCUUUCAUCUACUCUAAAGAAACUGUUCAUGUGGGAGAAGAAACUGUACCAAGAAGUUAAGGCAGAAGAGAAACUCCGCACAUCUCACAUGAAGAGUUACAAACAAUUGAGGAGAUUGGAACAGAAAAAUGCGGAUCUUAGCAAGAUCGAAGCCGUUCGCUCUACGAUUCAGUGUUUGUCUACGAGAAUGAGAGUCUCUAUCCAUAAGAUAGACAACAUUUGUCUAACCAUAAACAAGUUACGCGAUGAAGAACUCUGGUCCAAGAUGAAAGAACUAAUCCAUAGGCUGUCUGAGAUGUGGAGCUCUAUGCUAGAAUGUCACAGUAGACAAUCAAGAGUAGUCGCAGAGGCUAAGAAGCUUGAUAAGAUGACAUUAAAGGGAAACCUAGACAUAUCUCAGCUUGAGCUUGCCAUGGAGUUGAAACUGGAGUUGAGGAAAUGGAGCCAAAGCUUAUCGAACUGGAUAGAAGCUCAGGGUCAAUACGUUAAGGCCUUGAACAUUUGGCUAAUGCGAUGUCUGAAGCAUGAACCUCAAGAACCAACACCAGAUCUCUCAGAAGAGCCACCAUUGUUUGGUGCUAUUAACAGUUGGUCACAAAACCUUGAGAGAUCAGACGGAGAGAAGGAGUUUACGGAAGCGGUUUACGCGUUCGUGAUGCGUGUAAACUGUCAGGUGGAGAAACAGAGAAUGGCAUUGGAAGAGAAGAUGAAUGUUAAUGGGGACGCAAAGGAUAUAGAGAGGAAACUUGUGAUGUUAGAGAAGGAAGAACAGAAGUUGCAGAGGAAGAUGAAGGCAGUACCAUGUGUUGAAUCAAUGGGGAGUUUAAAUCUGAAGUGUAACAUGGAACAGAUUUUCAAAUCUAUGGAGAAAUUAGCCACAGGCUCGAAGCAGGCUUAUGAUGAACUUGACUUGAUGUGCACGUGA